UCUAUUAACAAAUACUAAAAAUUUGGAUAUGGAUGAGAGACAAGAUUAUAGUAAGAAGAAGAAGAAGUUUAAAAGGAGGUUGUGCAUCAACGACAACAUGGACAUCUUAAUUGAGAUCUUAAAACGACUGGACGAGAAAUCAAUGGGCGUGGCCGCGUGCGUGUGCCGCCUCUGGUGCGCCCUAACCCGAAACGACGCCCUGUGGGAGCACCUAUGCUUCCGCCAGCUGUCUCCGCCUCCGGAGGGUGUCAGGACGGUCGUCGCCGCGCUCGGGGGAUACCGCCGCCUCUACACACUCUGCGUCAAGCCUGUGCUCAAAUCGGCCGGGGACAUGUGGACCACCCAUGAGCUCGACCUCUCUCUCUCGCUUUUCUGCGUUCAUUAUUAUGAGAGGCUCUUUCUCGCCACCCCGCCCUCCUCCCUCAUCUUUCUAUGCAAACCUGGAUGACAUCCAUUUUUUUUAUCAAAUUCAAUAAUCCUACUAUCAAAUUUUCACUUUCUAUUUAUUUCCAAUCUAUCUCAUGUAAUUAUGUACUUCAUCACCAACUAAAUGCCAAAUCUAUGCUUCCACCAUA
This is a messenger RNA of Salvia splendens (bonfire salvia), 575 nucleotides long. RefSeq names its product F-box protein SNE. The transcript has a single exon. Gene Ontology annotation, biological process: gibberellic acid mediated signaling pathway; regulation of gibberellic acid mediated signaling pathway. Gene Ontology annotation, cellular component: SCF ubiquitin ligase complex. Gene Ontology annotation, molecular function: protein binding. The record is from RefSeq and is a predicted model, not a curated record. NCBI's taxonomy places the organism in Eukaryota, Viridiplantae, Streptophyta, Magnoliopsida, Lamiales, Lamiaceae. Bases 29 to 448 code for a protein of 139 amino acids.